Messenger RNA from Dacryopinax primogenitus, 861 nucleotides. RefSeq lists its product as uncharacterized. The record is from RefSeq and is a predicted model, not a curated record. The annotation marks the transcript as partial. NCBI's taxonomy places the organism in Eukaryota, Fungi, Basidiomycota, Dacrymycetes, Dacrymycetales, Dacrymycetaceae. The transcript is spliced from 2 exons.
CCAGAGUUGCUUCUCCACUUUCCUCGAUCUUUUCUCCUUCCUCCCCACACAGUCCUUAAAGCGCCCGACAGGACCCUUCAUCUACUCCUCCCCUCGUGCUCUCUGUCAAACGAGAGCAUGAGCAACAGAGUUAGAGCAGGGGGUUCACCAGCCUCUCCGGCUGCGCAUUGUCGGUUUCCGAGUCAAAACUGUGUAAAAGCGAGCUCGCUGCCUCGUAUCUGGACUCGCAUCAGGUCCGUCUUGGGCUCUGGUGUUGUCUUGGAGGAUUUGGGCAAGGCUAUUGCUGCCCCUUGUGGAUGCCUAACGUAGUGGCAUGCAACCUUGGCGCAACGGUAGACAACUCGUUCUGGUUGCUGAAUUGCACAUCAUGAUGCAUUUUACGUCACGUACAAUGAUGCCCCUGACUGGCAGAGAUUCUUUCUUUUCUCAAUUGGCCAUGGCCAUCAGAGCGAUAUCACACUCUGGUCAUUAAUGCAGGGUCCAUACGUGUAUGCUCUCAUGUGCAUGCGAUAUGCGCUGGAUCAGCAGCAGGACUAGGCGAGCACGAUCAUAGAUUCAAGUGAACGGGCUGCGGGCACAUUCAUUAGUGCCCGACCGGUGGUUUCAUCGGAAAAGGUCAUGUUAGUGCGGUUCAUACGUGAUACAUGGCAGCGAAUUCCUUGAGGGUGGAGUCAAAUUGCUCUUUUGCAGCCCAUUAUUCAGAGGCAGUGUCAGAGACCCAUUUGGGCUUUAAACUCCUUCACAGCACGAUUUUCGUUGUCAUGUCGAAGCUUUAUCUGUGCCUGUAGAUCCUUGGCUUUCUGGGAGCUCUCAUGUCGCUCUGGAUUUUGUUUUUUUUUUGUUUGGCUCUGCGAUCGGCUU